AUGGCAGUUCUCAAGGCGGGAUUUGGUCUGUCUUCACAGCCUUUCUCCGACACUUUUUGUUUCUUCCCUGUAGUUUCUACGGGAUCGGCACAUCCAAAAGAUGCCACUCCAUCAGAAUCUCCUAGAGCCAUUUAUUCUAUCACAGGCACACAUAUACUCCAUCGUCGUCUCGAAGCUUCUGGCCGAGCGUCGUUAAUGCCGAUUGUUGCCUGCCUGCCCGUUGUUCCACAUCACCAAACCCUGGAAGAGCUCUACUCUUCCCGCUUGAAAACCACAACAGAGAACUGCGUUCUCCAAAUGGUCAUGACGAUGGUUUUGGUCCUGUCAGGCAGCCUAGUUGUCGUGGAAAAGCUUCCCAUCGUCAUCGGCAAUAAAGCCGCGCGUCAAGCUGCCAAGGAACUCCAGGAACUCCAGGGCCGCAAGCAGAAACUCGCCGAUCUUAUGGACGACAUCACGGCCGCUCACAACUUCGCUAUCAACUUGACGGGCACAAUCCUCGACCAUAACCAAGAGGCCCGUGAGAUGACCGGGAACCUAAUGAACAUCUUGACCAAGAGAAUUGUCCUUCUCCAGAAGGUUGCAAACAUCAGCAAGAGCACCAUGAAGCAGCACCUCGAUCAUAUCCGCAAAUUCAACAGAGUCGACAUCGGUACUUGGAACGAUAGCUCGAAGGCCAUUCAGGAAUGCAUCAAGCUGAACUACGGAAAGAUCAAGGCCAUGGAUGCGGCGAUUGAUCUGAAGGGCAUUAUGGAGGAAUCCCUGUACGCGAUGAGCAAGGUCGCAAAGCAGAACCCUUCCCCCUUCGCUACCGCGUCUGCGACCGCUGCUUAG
This is a messenger RNA of Colletotrichum godetiae, 831 nucleotides long. RefSeq lists its product as uncharacterized. Bases 1 to 831 code for a protein of 276 amino acids. The record is from RefSeq and is a predicted model, not a curated record. The transcript has 3 exons. NCBI's taxonomy places the organism in Eukaryota, Fungi, Ascomycota, Sordariomycetes, Glomerellales, Glomerellaceae.